AGGUUAAAUCCUCUAGCUCUAUUGCAAAUAGUGUGCUUUUGUUUUGGUUCUAUAAUCUAUUUGUUUAAAGUAGUAUGUUAUAAACUUGCAACUUGUAAUCUUAUAGGGAAGUUUUUGGAGGCAAAGAGACCCCACUUGUAUUGGACACCUUGUGCAGCCCAUUGCAUGGAUUUAAUGUUGGAAGACAUUUUCAAAUUACCCAAUUUUAAGAAGACAUUUGAAAGGGCAAUUGGGGUACACAGUUAUAUUUAUAAUCGUCCAUCUUUGUUGAAUAUGAUGAGGAGUUUCACUCAAUUGAAGGAGUUAGUGAAGCCUGCUAAAACCCGAUUUGCAACAGCUUUCUUAACUUUGCAAAGACUUUAUCAACAAAGGAACAACUUGAGGAAGAUGUUUACUUCGGAGGAGUGGACCAAAAGCAAAUGGGCGAAGGAGCCGCAGGGUAAGAAGACAGCUCAAAUAAUGCUAAUGCCUUCAUUUUGGAAUCAUGUUCACCUUGCCCUGCAGUUUUCAUGUCCUCUUGUUCAUGUACUAAGAAUGGUUGAUGGUGAAGAAAAGCCUCCAAUGGGAUAUAUUUACGAGGCUAUGGAUAGGGCUAAAGAAGCUAUUGCAAAUGCAUUCGAUGGAAAGGAAGAGAAGUAUAAAGAGAUCUUUGAAAUCAUUGAUCAAAGGUGGGACAUUCAAUUGCAUCGCCCUUUGCAUGCUGCUGGGUUUUAUUUAAAUCCUAGUUUGUUUUACAAAGAUCCAAAUGCUGCAAAGGACAAAGAAAUCAUGACAGGCCUAUAUCAAUGUAUAUCAAGGUUGAUCCCAACACUAGAGAUCCAAGAUAAAGUUUGUGCAGAAUUAGCUAAGUAUGAGAAGGCUGAAGGACUUUUUCAGAUUCCUAUGGCAAUUAGACAAAGAAGUACAAGGGUACCAGCUUCACAGCAAAAAAAGAAAUAGGCUGGCU
Camellia sinensis is the source of this 946-nucleotide messenger RNA. The record is from RefSeq and is a predicted model, not a curated record. NCBI's taxonomy places the organism in Eukaryota, Viridiplantae, Streptophyta, Magnoliopsida, Ericales, Theaceae.